CAGGGCUUUCCUGCUGCCACUAGAAAAGAAGCCGCUGGCAGUACGGGAAAUUGGGUGCAAACUACAACUCCCUUUAGUCUUUGCGCUCAAGGCGCGCUUGCUGCCCACGCCCCCGAAGCCACCUGUGUCUCUCGCAUGGCGAUGCCUCUUGGGAAUUGUAGUUCGAACUUGCAUUCUUUAGCACUAAAUCUCAUAGCCGCGGACUCGGUAUCCCUUGAUGCCCUGCGACUUUUUCUGACGCGACUAGGAGGACUGGGAAGGCAGGGGCGUGGCCUGCACUGGGCCACACCCCGCUCUCCUCCGGCUGGCCCGACGCGGCGGUGGCAGUAGGGGCGGCGGCAGUGGCGGGGGGGGAGGGGUCGGGCGGGGGGCUGGUGGCAGCGGCGGAUGGACUCGCGGGUAUCGGAGCUGUUCGGCGGCUGCUGCCGGCCCGGAGGAGGCCCGGCCAUGGGCGGAAACCUCAAAGCUCGGGGGGCCGGCGGUAGCAGCAGUUGCGGGGGCCCAAAGGGGAAGAAGAAGAACGGAAGGAACAGAGGCGGUAAAGCCAACAACCCUCCGUACCUGCCCCCAGAGGCUGAAGAUGGAAACAUCGAAUAUAAACUGAAGCUGGUGAACCCAUCUCAGUACCGCUUUGAGCACUUGGUGACACAAAUGAAGUGGCGGCUCCAGGAAGGACGCGGUGAGGCUGUCUACCAGAUUGGGGUAGAGGACAAUGGGCUGCUGGUGGGGCUGGCUGAGGAGGAGAUGCGGGCUUCCCUCAAGACCCUGCACCGGAUGGCAGAGAAGGUUGGGGCAGACAUCACUGUUCUUCGGGAGCGAGAGGUGGAUUAUGACAGUGACACGCCCCGGAAGAUCACUGAGGUGCUAGUACGAAAGGUCCCUGACAACCAACAGUUCCUAGAUCUCCGUGUGGCUGUCCUAGGGAAUGUGGACUCCGGGAAGUCAACCUUGCUUGGAGUCCUGACCCAAGGAGAGCUAGACAACGGGCGGGGCCGGGCCCGGCUCAACCUCUUCCGCCACCUGCAUGAGAUUCAGUCUGGCCGGACUUCCAGCAUCAGCUUUGAGAUCCUGGGCUUUAACAGCAAGGGAGAGGUGGUGAAUUACAGCGACUCACGGACUGCAGAAGAAAUCUGCGAGAGCAGCUCCAAGAUGAUCACCUUCAUCGACCUGGCCGGCCACCAUAAAUACCUGCACACCACCAUCUUUGGCCUCACCUCCUACUGCCCUGACUGUGCCCUGCUCCUUGUCAGCGCUAACACUGGAAUCGCCGGCACCACACGGGAACAUCUGGGGCUGGCCUUGGCCCUGAAAGUGCCCUUCUUCAUCGUGGUCAGUAAAGUGGACCUGUGUGCUAAGAGCACGGUGGAGAGGACAGUACGCCAGCUGGAGCGGGUCCUCAAGCAGCCUGGCUGCCACAAGGUCCCCAUGCUGGUCACCUCUGAGGAUGAUGCUGUCACUGCUGCCCAGCAGUUUGCCCAGUCACCCAAUGUCACCCCUAUAUUCACACUGUCCAGUGUGUCUGGAGAGAGUCUGGAUCUUCUUAAAGUCUUCCUGAAUAUCCUGCCACCACUCACCAACAGCAAAGAGCAGGAGGAGCUCAUGCAGCAGUUGACAGAAUUCCAGGUGGAUGAAAUCUAUACAGUCCCAGAGGUGGGGACUGUGGUUGGAGGAACACUAUCCAGUGGGAUCUGCCGAGAGGGGGACCAGCUGGUGGUAGGCCCAACAGAUGACGGCUGUUUCUUGGAGCUGAGAGUAUGCAGCAUCCAGCGCAACCGCUCUGCCUGUCGUGUUCUUCGAGCUGGUCAGGCUGCCACACUAGCCCUUGGAGACUUUGACCGAGCAUUGCUUCGCAAGGGCAUGGUGAUGGUGAGCCCCGAGAUGAAUCCCACCAUCUGCUCAGUGUUCGAGGCAGAGAUAGUCCUACUGUUCCAUGCCACCACAUUCCGGCGGGGAUUCCAGGUGACAGUACAUGUGGGCAACGUACGGCAAACAGCAGUGGUGGAAAAGAUCCAUGCAAAGGACAAGCUGCGGACAGGGGAGAAGGCAGUGGUCCGUUUCCGUUUCCUGAAACAUCCAGAAUACCUGAAGGUGGGCGCCAAACUGCUGUUCCGGGAGGGUGUUACCAAGGGCAUCGGUCAUGUCACGGAUGUACAAGCCAUCACAGCGGGAGAAGCCCAGGCCAGCAUGGGCUUCUGAGCCCUCAAAACAGCUCUACUGCUGUUCCUACAAUACAUGAGGUGACUUCGGCCAUGCUGCCCACUGUUGGCGGCUCUGUGUGUUACUAGGCUAGGGAGAGGAGUGCCUGCUGCCGCUUGCUUCCUGCCACAUUUCUGGAGAGGUGUCAAGUUUGGUGUGGCCAGGGAAGGGCAGUCCUGAGGGAGAAGACAAUUCAGGGCAGUGCUCAGCAGCUGGGCACCCCCCUGGUUGGUUCAUUAACCCUGGCAGCUGCAUGGUCUUGUCUACUGGAGGGAGCAGAACAUAGCCAUCUUGGCCCACUAUCAGGACUGGGCGUGACUCACCAGUGUGAUCUCUGCACUUCAGGAAUUGUCAACAACUGGGGUGGCCCUUGACAGCACUUCUUUUUUUAUACCUCCUCUCAAGGCCACGUAAGUUACCUAUGUCUACCUGACUAUGGAUAAGACACAGUGCUCCUAGCCAUCUGGUGGACCCAGGGACUGAAGAAAUGGCACAGAGACCGUGAAAGACUGUGCUCCUAUCCUGUGUUGAGUCCCGAUGCAUAUUCCUGCUUCAUUUCCCUCUCUCAAGGGGCGUUUCCCCAGAUCCUCCUGUCAUAGGCCCCACUUGGUGCUAUUUGUGGUGCUGGCUCAGGCGUGGGGCUGUCAGGCUAAGACUUGGCACACCAAAGGCCAGCUGCAUGUCAAUUUCUUCCCCUCCACAGUUAUGUUGGCUUCCGUACCAUAUCAAAUAGCAUGGUAGCCACAGGACCUGACCCAGUUUGUACAUCCUGGGAUCCCCAUCCCCAAUCCUGCUCUUAACAUAAAUUUUUUUCUUGUUUUAGUAAUUUGUAGUAGUGACCACCCCCUUCCCUCUGUUGCUGGGAACCAGGAGGAAAGGGGAAGGUGCCAUAUUUCCUAUUCUAGGCAUGGACUCCCUCCUUUCCCUUUGUUAGCAUCCUGGGUUCCCAUGAACUCAGGGAUUUGUUGAAGAUUCUCUGCAUAUAGAUAUAUAUAUAUGUAUAUAUAUUUAAAUACACAUAUAUAUUGUACAGAAUAAAAAUGUUUUAUUGGA
This is a messenger RNA of Mastomys coucha (southern multimammate mouse), 3249 nucleotides long. It is a transcript of the gene Gtpbp2, whose product is annotated as GTP binding protein 2. Gene Ontology annotation, biological process: translational elongation. Bases 388 to 2196 code for a protein of 602 amino acids. The record is from RefSeq and is a predicted model, not a curated record. NCBI's taxonomy places the organism in Eukaryota, Metazoa, Chordata, Mammalia, Rodentia, Muridae. Gene Ontology annotation, molecular function: GTP binding; translation elongation factor activity; GTPase activity. The transcript is spliced from 12 exons.